This is a messenger RNA of Acanthoscelides obtectus, 1089 nucleotides long. The record is from the annotation of a GenBank genome assembly. Lineage: Eukaryota; Metazoa; Arthropoda; Insecta; Coleoptera; Chrysomelidae.
AUGUCGCAACCACCAACCUCAUCUACAAUGGAGCAUUGUGAGAUCUCGCUACACCCCUGGCCAUCAUCUCAAUCUGCAGCCGGCUUUCAGCAAUCAGUCUCAUCUGCAGUUGACCAGGAUGGGAUUCUCCAACAUCCUCAGCCAUCAACUUCAUCUACAUUGACGCACAUUCCACAAAAUGAUCAUUUGUCUUCUGUCGUAUCACGUCAUGCAUAUUAUUCAUCAUCGUCAGAAUCAGAGCCUUUCCAGGAUUCAGGAGAAACCUACGUCCCUUCCAAAGACGAGCAAGAUAGUCUAUCAGAGGAUGAACAAUCUACUGAGUCCAGCGGCGAUGAUGAGAGUAUCGAAGUCCAGUCCUAUGGAAAUGUUGAUGCCGCUGCAGAUCAAUGGGAACCAUGCAGAGAUAUACCCCUCAACUUCCAAUAUACAGGAAAUGGUCGCAUAAAGGAUCUGUUAAACGAAGGACGCACGCUCUAUAUUGAUAACUUCUAUACAAGUGUCCAGUUAUGUAAGGCUCUUUUGAACUGUAAGACUUACGUUUGCGGCACAGUCAGACAAAAUAGAAAGGGAAACCCACCCACAGUUUGCAAAAAAAAGCUUCGGAAGGGAGAGGUAUUUGGACAACAGAAUCAGAAUGGAAUUAGAGUGAUGAAAUGGUUAGACAAACGUCCUGUCUUGAUGAUCAGCACGUGCCCAAGCCACCAGGCAGAACUCAAGGCAACGGGAAAGAAAACUAGAAAAGGAGAAGACACCUUCAAGCCUCAAGCAGUCAUUGAUUACAAUAAUGCUAAGAAAGGAGUCGACAUUUCAGACCAAAUGUCCAGCUAUUAUACCUGUAUCAGAAAAAGUAUCAAGUGGUAUAAAAAAGUAUUCUUUGAAAUACUGCUUGGCACAUGCAUGGUGAACUCGUGGGUGAUUUACAAUUACUAUGGCAGAAAUGCGAAAAAACUUUCUAUGCUGCAGUUUCGUGAACAAGUUGCAAGGGGCUUGUUGGAGGAAGAAGACAUUGAAGAAAAUAUAGAACCUGAAGAUAUUGCCGCUAACGUGCCCGAACAAAGAGCGACAAGGAGACCUCGAGCUACUAGCUGA